Molecule: messenger RNA, 2172 nt
Organism: Drosophila busckii
Lineage: Eukaryota; Metazoa; Arthropoda; Insecta; Diptera; Drosophilidae
Gene: Lim1
Product: LIM/homeobox protein Lhx1
Exons: 7
Coding region: 560-2062 (500 amino acids)
Biological process (GO): neuron differentiation; regulation of transcription by RNA polymerase II
Cellular component (GO): nucleus
Molecular function (GO): DNA-binding transcription factor activity, RNA polymerase II-specific; RNA polymerase II transcription regulatory region sequence-specific DNA binding
Source: RefSeq, a predicted model, not a curated record
CUCAAGUUUUUUUCAAGUGAGUUUGCUCAAGGAAUACAACAACAACAACACAAUUUUAAGGCUGGCUCCAUUAAUCUCGCAGUGCCAAGUGGAUUACAACUAGCGCAUUUUAAAUCAUAACAAAACAAAUUCAAAACAAAAUUCAAAACAAAAGUCAGCUGCCCACAGCUGCUGCUUUUUGCCGCCGGCAUACAAAACACAAACAGCAGCAACACACGUGCUCCCAGCUCCACAAUCUCGCCAAGCUUCAGUUACAAACUUCAUCCAGCGCCCAAACUUUAAGCGUCUUGCGUCUCGCUCUCGCAUCGCGUGUGGGUGGGGAGCGUGCGCGUCUCUGUGUGCGUGCGUGCGUGUGUGUGUGCGUGCGUGCGUCUGUGUACGCGUUGUGUGUUGGUGUGUGUGUGCGCCAUUAUCAUAUCGCCCCCCCAGCUUCAAUAUAUUCGACAACAAAAUUCUCACCGAGGCAUCCAAAGCGCCCCUCAGGGCUGUCGCGCUGGCGUCAUUUCUGGGCGACGGUUUUGCCGCCCUCGGUAGCCGAGCACCACCCGUCAAGGAUCUAAUGGCAUUCGGCGCGGUCCUGCACACAAAUCAGCACAAUAUAGGACGCAGCGAGCCGCCGGUCGGCGUUGGCGAUCCCUGUGCUGGCUGCAACAAGCCCAUAUUGGAUAAGUUUCUAUUGAACGUGCUGGAGCGUGCCUGGCACGCGUCCUGCGUCCGAUGCUGCGAGUGCCUGCAGCCGCUGACAGACAAAUGCUUCAGUCGCGAAUCAAAGCUGUAUUGUCGCAACGAUUUCUUCAGACGUUACGGCACCAAGUGCAGCGGCUGUGGCCAGGGCAUAGCUCCAUCUGAUCUGGUGCGUAAACCAAGGGAUAAGGUUUUCCAUUUGAAUUGCUUUACCUGCUGCAUUUGCCGCAAGCAGCUGAGCACAGGCGAGCAGCUUUACGUGCUGGACGACAAUAAGUUUAUCUGCAAGGACGACUAUUUGCUGGGCAAGGCGCCAUCCUGCGGCCAUAACUCGUUAAGCGACUCAUUAAUGGGCUCGGCUAGCGAAGAUGAAGACGACGAUGAUCCGCCACAUUUGCGCGGCCCGGCGCUGGGCUUGGGCGUACUUGGUCCGAAUGGCCCCGACUCAGCGGGUGGACCGCUGGGCAACUCGGAUAUAUCAGUACAAAGCAUGAGCACCGAUAGUAAAAAUACGCAUGACGAUUCCGAUCAGGGCUCCUUGGACGGUGAUCCCGAUGGACGCGGCGAUUCACAGGCGGAGAACAAAAGUCCCGACGAUGCCAACGGCUCCAAGCGACGCGGACCCCGCACCACCAUCAAGGCCAAACAGCUGGAGGUACUGAAAACGGCUUUCAAUCAGACACCGAAACCGACACGCCACAUUAGGGAACAACUGGCCAAGGAAACGGGACUGCCCAUGCGCGUGAUACAGGUCUGGUUCCAGAACAAACGAUCCAAGGAGCGUCGCAUGAAGCAAAUCACCAGCAUGGGCCGUCCGCCGUUCUUUGGCGGUGCGCGCAAGAUGCGCGGCUUUCCCAUGAAUCUCUCACCGGGCGGCCUAGACGAUGGUCCCGGCUUUCCCUACUUUGCUGCAGACGCUAAAUUCGAGUUCGGCUAUGGUGGACCAUUCCAUCCGCACGAUGGCCCCUUCUUUCCCGGCCAUCCCGGCGGACCAAUGCCUUUCAAUGCGCCAGGUGGACCGAUGGACCACAGUGGACCGAUACCGAUGGUGAAUGAGUUUGGCCUGACGCCCGAGUCAACAUUUCUGAGUCAGGCGGGUGCACCACCAAUGCAGCUGCAAUCAGCUGUGGGGCCGCCACCGCCGCCGCCGCAGAAUGCCGCCGAGCAUUUGUUGCAACAGGCGGCAGCGCAGCAGCAGCAGCAGCAGCAACAGCAAGCGGCACAAAAUGCGCAACAAGCGCAGCAACAAACGCAACAACAACAACAACAACAACAGCAACAGCAACAAAAUGGCCCGCGUACUGCAUCACCCGAGUUCAUGAGCUCAGCGAACUUUAGCGAACCGCAGAAUAUGCAAAAUGAAGGGCUUGUUUGGUAAUAUACAAAACAGUUGGCAACGCGCCUGCUGUUCUACAAAAACUAUCAGCAACAGCAACAACAACAACAAUACGAAUAACGGCAACAACAACAGCAAACACAAAUAACAAC